AUGAGCCAGGAGCUGCUGCUGCUGCUGUUCCUGGUGGGGGAGGCUGCCCAGGAUCCCUGGUACACGAUAAUCCAGCCUGUGUCCCUGUCAGCGCCGGUCGGGGGCUCCGUCACCCUGCCCUGCGCCUUUACCUACCCUGACGAGAUCGAGCCGCUGUGGGACCUCCGGGUUUACUGGAGACGGGGGCUCUUUGGCCAGUUUAUCUACAAUCACACCGAGCGGUUCACCCACCCGGAUUUCAGGGGCCGCAUCGCCCUGGUCGGGGACCCGUGGGGGAGCCGAACGGCCUCGAUCCGCAUCGACCGGCUGCGGGAGUCGGACACCAGCGAGUACGUCUGCCACGUCAGGGUGAAGAAGCAAGACGGCCAAUGGGUGCAAUGGCGCAGUGACCCUGGGACCCAGCUCACGGUGACAGGGCGGGAAGCUCCCAGCCCCACCAACAGCACGUGGCACCCAGAAAUGGUCACAACUGGUGUGGGGGGUGCGAGGAGAACCUACCCCCGACGCAUCAACACCGUUUGCCUCGUCCUCAUCGGCCUCAUCGUGCUGCUUACCAAGGCCGGCGCCCCCGUCGUGGCCUUUGCCCUGGGCCAGCGGCUGGGCUGGGGUCACAGCUCAGAGAGCGUCACCGGGAGAGUGUCUGGGAGCGACGCACCAUCGGCACCAGGAUUCAGACUCAUCUCCCUGGUGCAGAGCUCUCCGCCAGGCAUCCCUGGGGAAUGACACCAUCCAGCAGCAGUAGAAUGGCUGUUAUCCUCCAGCAAAACAUCCGCUAGCCAGAGCAGAGAGGGAUGGACAGAGGGGAGGGGGAGUGUGGGGAUAGCUA
Chelonoidis abingdonii (Abingdon island giant tortoise) is the source of this 826-nucleotide messenger RNA. NCBI's taxonomy places the organism in Eukaryota, Metazoa, Chordata, Testudines, Testudinidae. The record is from RefSeq and is a predicted model, not a curated record.